AAAUAUUUGUUUCCUUCUUUAAAUUUUUUUUAUAAUAUAGCUUUAACUUUGUAAUUAUGUUUAGGCAGAGAGAGAGAGAGAGAGAUACUCACUGCUGACCCCUGGUGGUGACAACAGGUAACUGCACCAGACUAACGAGUAGAAAAGGCACACAAACACGUUUCAAUGUAAAAUAGCUUUGAACCUGUCAAAUUAAACUGACAUUAUUUAAAAUCAAGAUUUCUUGUUCAGUAUGAAAACCAGAGAAGUACACAAGUAGAGGAAAGUACACACAAGUACACAUAUUGAGAAACGCCGAAAGGGUGCAUGAAGGACUCAAAUGGUUCGAACACUUGGCAGUCUGACAGCGAGACGACCACCAUGAGAACCAGCUGCGAGUCUCUUAACACGGUCCUCCUCUGACCCAAGCCCGUUGGUUCCUACUGAUCCAUUCAGUAAUAAUCAGGAGGAAUGUGUUUACAUUCUUUACUUGAUGGGACAAAGUAUGGAUUCAUUAAAUAAAGUCGGACAGAUUUCAGUUUCCUUCAGGAAUAAGCAGCAAGCCAAAGAAACGGUGACAUCCAGCUCGAGCUUCUCGUUGAUCACGUGUUGGUGACGUCAGAGCAGGCGGGCUCACGUCGGACACGCACCCCCGCGCAUGCGUAGUGCGCAGGUGGACUCUGGCUCCUCUCCAGCGAGCCUCUGUGUUGUCUCCGUGUCUCCAGGAGAAAUGCUGAGACUGUUGGUGAAGCAGCAAGUCGACGCGGUCGUUGAAGAGGCUUUUGUGCUGAUGGACACAUUAACAGCAGCUUAUGAGGACACCGUGUCUCGUCUCGGAGAACAUGAGCUACACACAUCAGAUGUCCCCCCUGAGGGCCUGGACCAGGACCCGGAGGAGCCGGAGCCCCUCCACGUAAAAGAGGAGCCAGAGCCCCUCCACAUGAAAGAGGAGCCGGAGCCCCUCCACAUAAAAGAGGAGCCGGAGCCCCUCCACAUGAAAGAGGAGCCGGAGCCCCUCCACAUGAAAGAGGAGCCGGAGCCCCUCCACAUAAAAGAGGAGCUGGAGCCCCUCCACAUAAAAGAGGAGCCGGAGCCCCUCCACAUGAAAGAGGAGCCGGAACCCUCCACAUGA
Molecule: messenger RNA, 1111 nt
Organism: Pseudoliparis swirei
Lineage: Eukaryota; Metazoa; Chordata; Actinopteri; Perciformes; Liparidae
Product: protein TsetseEP-like
Exons: 2
Coding region: 638-1111 (157 amino acids)
Source: RefSeq, a predicted model, not a curated record